This is a messenger RNA of Dendrobium catenatum, 1169 nucleotides long. Its product is annotated as probable F-box protein At3g61730. The record is from RefSeq and is a predicted model, not a curated record. The coding region runs from base 37 to 1026 and encodes 329 amino acids. Gene Ontology annotation, molecular function: protein binding. The transcript has 8 exons. Gene Ontology annotation, biological process: reproductive system development. Gene Ontology annotation, cellular component: nucleus. NCBI's taxonomy places the organism in Eukaryota, Viridiplantae, Streptophyta, Magnoliopsida, Asparagales, Orchidaceae.
CGAGCUCAACAAAGCAAUAGAAAAAGAGGUGAGGGGAUGAUGAAGAGACCACGAGAUCAUCUGGGGGAACCGAUGCUCCCGUCCAAGCGGAAGGCCAGAGUCAACGAAGAGCUGAUUCAGAAAGCGAGAAAGAGGGAAAGAUCGCACUCCUGUUCAUCUCCUCUGCUCUUGUGCCUCACUCGGCAUUCCGAAUUCUCAUGGUAUGAAGAGGACUUGUGGAUCGAAGUGGCCAAGUGCUUGGAUGGUAAAGAUUUGAUCAGACUUGCAGUAACAAACAGGUGGUUCUACCGUCUGAUCAUGGAGGACAGCAUCUGGAAGUAUGCUUGUCUCCGUGAUUUGCAGGUUCUUUCUCCUCAUCACGUGUCCUUCAAAUGGUUUCAGCUCUAUGCCUCUGCUUUCGAUGGCAGUCAUGCCUAUUGCUUUCGUCAGAAAGAGAAACACAUCGAUUGGAUGCGAAUUGGUGCAUUCUUCAUCGAGACGCCUUCGGCCGUGCUCACGGAGAAAUUGGCGCUUCCGAGCAAGCUAAUGGAGCUUGAAGAAGACCAAAAUAGAGCCAUCCAACUCAGCGGUACUUGCAUUCUAACAGAUAUUAGAACUGGAAUAUGGAUUGCCGAUCUGCAGCUCGUUCGCUGCCCGGUUUGCAACCUUAACACCUGCGAAGGGACGAUGCAGAUAUUGGACGUGAGGCACUUAGAGCUGUUUCUCGAAGAGAGCUUCCAAAAUGGAAGCUGGCAGUUCGAAGACAUCGGAUCCCAUCGCAUUGAAAAGCAAUCCAAUUCUGCUUCUGGAGGCGUUUUCGACUACAAACACAUCCAUUCUCCUUGCACUGCAGGUUUGCUUAAUACUUCUGGUUGGUUCGCGGAUCCCGGGGAUUGGCAGCCGAGGGCAAGAAUCUCCACCCAUGCCGUCGCGGUCAACACGAACCUGCAGCCCAACGACGGACUUCAUGUGAGAUUCCAAGCCAUGAGGAGCAAAGGUUCGGAUGGAAAAGUAGUCUCCAUUAGAAUCUCACAGCAGCUCAUUUGAUCGAUUGCUUCACCUAUCAUUCUUACACGAGCUUUUUGAGAAGCGGUCUUUCAUGGCGCGUUAUGCUGUAUCUGGUUUGAAAGAGCUGAUUCUUAUGAGCCAUAGUAGCAGGUAAAUAAGGAGUUAUUAGCAUAUACUGAUAG